Molecule: messenger RNA, 817 nt
Organism: Mangifera indica (mango)
Lineage: Eukaryota; Viridiplantae; Streptophyta; Magnoliopsida; Sapindales; Anacardiaceae
Product: protein LURP-one-related 7-like
Exons: 3
Coding region: 202-747 (181 amino acids)
Source: RefSeq, a predicted model, not a curated record
ACUCUUCAAAGCUAAAAAGCCCAAUGAAUCUGAUUCCUUAUCUUUCACAGAACCAGUUACUUUACUUUUUAUUCGUUUUAAGUUUUUGAUAUUUCAAAGAAUCAAAAGGAUAAAAUCCAACCCACAUAAUGUUUUUGAACCCAAAUGAAAUGGUUUAAUUUUCCUCAACUCAGUGAGUGAGAUUAGAUAUACGCAAACCAAAUGGAUUCUUCAAAUUCCAUACAGACGGCCAUUGCGCCGAUCCCCGUUGAUCUGUUCAUUUCCAAGAAACAUCCUGGCCUUACACGUGGAGAGAUCGGGUUCGCUGAUUCCUCCGGUAAUAUCGUUUUCAAAGUCAACCGUCAAUCUUCUUCUAAAACUGUCGUUCUUAAUUCCGCGGGAAAUCCUCUCAUUUUCCUCAAUCACCGAGACAAAGGAGUGUGGCAAGGUUUUCAGGGGGAUGAUGAUGGGGAGAAAGAUUUGAUGUUUAGAGUGCAGAGGACGUUGAAUAGACUUACUAGAACUGAAUUUGAUGUAUUUCUUGUUCGUGAGAAUCAGGAAGAGUCCACCUCUGAUGUCAAACUGAAAGGCUUUCCUUGCCAAAGAUCUUGCACUAUCUUUGAGGGCAAUUCUAUUGUGGCUCAGACCAGUCUCAUGUACAAGCUUCAUCAGAUUUAUGCGAGAAGAAAUAAAUUUCGACUGACCAUAUUUCCAGGGUCUUUUGAUACAACUUUAGUUGUGGCUUUGGUUUCAAUAUUCUUCGACUGACAAUGAAAAAUAUAGAACUAAGGUGUGUUAUACUGCACCUAUCUCCACGUUCAGCAUAGUUGUUUUUGGU